Messenger RNA from Trichoplax adhaerens, 3633 nucleotides. RefSeq lists its product as uncharacterized. The transcript has 16 exons. NCBI's taxonomy places the organism in Eukaryota, Metazoa, Placozoa, Uniplacotomia, Trichoplacea, Trichoplacidae. Gene Ontology annotation, molecular function: protein binding; guanyl-nucleotide exchange factor activity. Gene Ontology annotation, cellular component: cytoplasm. The record is from RefSeq and is a predicted model, not a curated record. The coding region runs from base 1 to 3633 and encodes 1210 amino acids.
AUGUCUUCAUUGCUUAAAGCUGUUACUGAAUUUCAAGGUGAACAUGAAGGUGAUCUGCCAUUUAAAUGUGGUGAUUUGAUAUGUAUACUAGAAGAGGUAGAUAGUAAUUGGUGGAAAGGCAAAUUAGGUGAAAACAUUGGAAUUUUCCCUGUUAGUUUCACUCGAGAAAUAUCCUCCCAAUUUAUUGCUACUGAUGAUUUCCGUGGCGAUGUUGGUGGCGAUUUACCCUUCACACGAGGGGAUGUCAUUACUGUUACGGAACAGAUCGACGAGAAUUGGUAUCGAGGCGAAAUGGAUGGACGUCAUGGUAUAUUUCCUUCAUCGUUUGUAGCUGAAAGCUUUCAACAACCUACUGCUACAACUGAUUACCAUGACGAUUCUUACAAUAAUAACGAUUACACUAUCACACCUUCAACACCGACUAUAUCUAAGGUGGACAAUAAUGAUGACACCAAUGUACAAACCAAAGACUCCAGCUUACCACAUGCCACAGAAUCGACUAGUAGUCCUCAAUUAAAAGUCAAGAAACCUCCUAUUUCACCCAAACCCAAGAUCGAUCCCAUCCUAUUGCAAAAUAAACGUUUAAAUAAAUCCUACAGUGAAAGUAGAGUCAAAAAGCAAUUCGCUCCUCCUGUACCGACACCUCAUCAACAACUAGCAUCAACUACAUCCGUUAUUACGGAGGGCUCUACGAGCAUAUCGAUCCAGUCUUCUGCAACUGCAUCAACACUAAAUACUGAAAGCACUAAUAAAGUUAAGCGACAUGCACCACCUAUUCCUGAACCAAGGAGUAAAUCAAGUAGUGUAAUUGGUCUUUCAGGAACAUUGUAUGAAGACGGUAAACCUCGUACUCCACCACCUCUGAAACCAAAACCAAAGAUUACAUCUUCUCAGUUACUCAAACUAGAUUCAAAAGUGUCCAAAUCUCAAUCAUUCAAUCAUGGCAUUAAGCAAGAUAAUCAAAAUUUAAGUACUAAUCUUAGUGAAGACAAUGAUACGGUUGCAACCAAUUUACAAACCCAUCAAGACAGCAGUCCAGCAAAUUCUAGGGUGCCGACACAAAGCUCUUCACAAAAUAUCCUGUCUAAAUCAGAUCAUGAUGACCAUCAAAAUGUAGAUCGGAAGAGCUCAGAAUCUGAAGCUCGUGCAAAUGAUAUUAACACUACUAAAGAAGGAUCUGAUAGCUUAGCUUCUUUAUGGCAAAGUUGGGAAAGUGGUAACAUUGGUGCAAGUAAACCUAAAAAGAAGGAAAGGGUUCCUAUGAUUCAAGCUGAAAGAUUUAGAUCACAUACCAUUGCAACAACUUCUAUUGCUGAAGUUGAUCCUGCAGGUAAAAUCGAUAUUAUAAGUUCUGGUCUUUCCAUGAACACCACGUUGUCAGCAUCAUCCGCAGCUAGGAGUGCUUUCAGUCGUUCGAGCCAGGCUUCUAUAAUGGGUUCCAGAAAUUCUACUGUAGCUAGUAACCAACAAUUGGAAACUAUUGUGGAUAGUGAUAACGAGUCUUUGCAAGUUGGCAAAGUCCUUGAGGAAAUCCCUGAGGAAAUUUCGUCUGAAAAAUAUACCGAGGACAAUGCUAAGGUGUCCUCGGAUUCGGCUUAUUUCGUACCUUCUGUUGACAAUUCCAACAUGACUGUUGCACAUACCACAGAUGUAAAAUCUACUUCUCAUAUGAAAACGGAUAAUGAAGAUCAUGUAUAUGAAAGCUUCGACAUGGAUUACGGCAAUAACGAUAGCUCCGAUGAUUCCUUUGUUGAUGCAUAUGAUUUUAUUUAUAACUCUCAUGAAGAGAUCAAAUCUGACAGUUUUGAGAAUAUUUAUGAAGAUGUAAAUAUAGAAUCCAUAAUGGAUGAUAGCAAUGCAGAAGAAGAAACAGAAUGCGAAACUAUCGAUAGUGUUUUAGAUAAAAUAAGUCACCUAGAAAAGGAGUACGAUAUUACAAAUGAAAAAUAUGAACAACUCUGUAGCAUAUGUCAGGAUGGUGAUAACUCAGAUGCUACUGCAAUCGAAGUUCGGAAUACCUAUGAUCAAUUGACAGAUUUAUAUAACAAACUUGGAGAGCAACAUGAGAAACUAGAUAAGUUAAAGAAAGAAGAAGCUGAACUUAGGGAAGCGAAAUUAAAGAAGCAUGGAAAAGUCGUUGAUGAACUAAUAUCUACUGAAGAAUCAUUUCUCCGUGACAUAAAAAUAUUGCUGAAUGAAGUAUUUGAGCCAUUGAAGGCAAAAUCUCUAAAAGAAGUUAAUUAUGUGGUGUUAUUUAACAAUCUUGACGACGUAAUCGAGUUUGCAGAAGAAUUAUUCGCCGGGCUUAAAGAUGCGCAAGCUUCUGCCAAUAUCGAUAAUAAUAUAGCGCAUUGCUUUAUUGCACAUGCUGAGAGAAUGGGAGAUGUUUAUUCGCGGUACUGCAAAAAUUACCCUGAUUCUAUUGGUAUUUUAGAAAAAUAUAUGGAGGAUGAAGAUUUAUCGAAACAUUUCGAUGAAUUAUUGGAUAAUGCAAGGCAAUACGUAAACUGUCUGAGCUUGGAAUCGUUAUUGAUAAAACCUGUUCAAAGAGUGUUAAAAUAUCCUCUCUUGGUUGGCGAGCUGAUUCAAACGUUGCCUGAAAAUGAAGGUGCAGAUAAAGAAGUUUUGGGAAUUUCCCUGCAAACUAUUAAAUCAGUGGCUAAGAAAAUUAACGAGAAGAAAAGGCAGAAGGAAUUAGUUCAAAAGUAUCAGAGUGGAACUGGGAUUGAAUACGGUUCAUAUAGCAAACUUCCGCAUUCUAUAAGGAAGAAAGCUGUUCGUGUUGGAAUGAGAAUGAUCCAGAAAACUGGACUUGUUUAUCAGACCAAUGAUGGUGUGUAUAAUGAAGAAGUUAGAAUACUCAAAGAAUUGGAAAAUUAUAUAAGAAGAUUUGUGCGAUCUAUUAAAAGUUAUCUGUCGCGAAUGAAGGAAAGCUCUGAAGCUUGCAAUUCAUUUUGUAAGACUAUAAGCAACUUAUAUGAAGGUGAUAUUGAAUCAUCCUUAUAUAAGCAGCUAAUAGCCGCUUUAAAAGAAUUCUCUGAUGUGCUAUCCCCAGAGAAUGUUUCAUAUAUAAAAAAAAGAGUCAUUCAUACCUUAAACGAAAUAUUGGCUCAGUUUAGCAAUCCGCAGAAAUUGAUUAAGAAAUGCGCUGAUAAAAAGUUAGAUUUUGACAAUCUUUUACCGAAAAUAGAAAAGACUAAGGAUGCUGAUAAGCUGAAAACGAUCAAAGCCCAACUCGAAACAGCAGAAGCCGAUUAUAACGCUCUCAAAUCUCACCUACUGGAAGAAUUACCCCGUUUUACUAGCAAGGUCGUCGAAGCUGUUAAUAUAGCUGUUGCAUGCUAUAUAUGGUCUAAUAAACAAUUAGCAAAAAAGAUGAAGGAAUUGCAUGAAAUGGUCCUAGCAUUGCCUUCGUUUGGUGGUAGUGAUCAGAUUGUAAAUGAGUAUGUGUAUAGGGCAACUCCAACAAUUGAACGUUUGAGUUAUUUAAGCUUCGUACCUGGUAGUUUUGUUCCCACUCUAUCUCGUAGUUAUCUGACGAAUACUAAAGUAGCGAACUCCAGGAUCCUAAAACUAUUUUUAAUAUUUCUAUAUAUGAAGAAAUACGUAAGAAGAUCGCAAACCUUUUCUUGA